Molecule: messenger RNA, 935 nt
Organism: Rana temporaria (common frog)
Lineage: Eukaryota; Metazoa; Chordata; Amphibia; Anura; Ranidae
Gene: SMIM19
Product: small integral membrane protein 19
Exons: 4
Coding region: 138-443 (101 amino acids)
Source: RefSeq, a predicted model, not a curated record
CUGGAUAUUUAAAUGCCUGACCAAUCACAGCCCUCUCAGCUGCGACCAAUAAGAGAGCGCCUCUCAUCUGAACCCCGGGAAGCUGCGUCCGAGGUCACGUGAUCUGAGUCUGUAUCCGGGAUUGUGCUGCAGGGGCUAUGGCGGGAGGAUACGGGGUGAUGGCGGAUGACGGGAACAUUGAUUACUCCGUACAUGAAGCCUGGAAUGAAGCCACCAACGUCUACCUGAUCGUGAUUCUCGUGAGCUUCGGCCUCUUCAUGUAUGCCAGGAAGAACAAAAGGAAGAUCAUGCGGAUUUUUACAGUGCCACCGACCGUAGAGACGGCAUCCGAGGCAAAUUUUUAUGAUGAUGUGAAGAAGAUUCGCUUGCGCCAACAACUAGAGAUGUAUUACAUUUCUCGGAAACAUGAUCAGAAUGACAGCGUUCAGGUCACAAUGGAUUGAGAAAUAGGUUGGGAAGACGACAAAAGAUUUCCUUUACGGCGGUGAUGGAACGUCUUCUAAUAAAAGGAACUGUCAUUUCAGUGUUAAGCCGGCUGAUCGGUACGACGUUAUCAUGACAAGCUACCGUAAACCCAAAAUAUGGAGACGUACAGUAUUUUACAUUUUGAAAGAGAUUCGUGCUUUUACUGCAGGCAUUUAAAACGUUUUAAUCAAGAUCCGAGAUUAGUGGACAAUGGCCAGAAAAGUCAUUUCAUUCCGAAAGACUCCUGCAAUCAAAGAAAAGCCAGCCACUGAAUUCAAAAUAUGGUUCAGGGGGGUUCUCCUUUUUUUUUUUUUUUUUUUUUUUUUUGCAUCAUGGACAAACCAUCUCAUCGUCUCAGGAUGUUCUUGUUGGGGAAACUGUCCAACUGUGACAGAACAUCGAAGAUCUGGUUAAUGUACUGUGCAUACGUUAUGCAGACUGUAAAUAAGGCAAAGGCCAAAUGGUUAUGA